Molecule: messenger RNA, 1031 nt
Organism: Striga asiatica
Lineage: Eukaryota; Viridiplantae; Streptophyta; Magnoliopsida; Lamiales; Orobanchaceae
Source: the annotation of a GenBank genome assembly
AAAUCAUAGAGAUUAGUUGUAAUAAAAACCAUCUCACCAUAUCUUGGCUAUAUAGUUCUUUUAUCAACUUGUGAAUCUUUCCUAUAAAAAACGGACAAAAUUCAUUCAAUUUAAUUUAUACAACCUUUUGGCCAACUUGUGAAACAUGGCAAUUUGGCUAAUGUUAGUGCUUAUAUUGUCUGGUUCAAUUUAUCCUAAAUCAUUCUCAACACAUGCUAUCAACACAAAAAAGACCAAACCAAUUGGCUUCCCUUUUUCGUUCAUUCAGCGAGAGCAAGCACAAUCCUCUCUUAAUUCAAAAGCUUUUGUUAGGCUAUAUGAAGAGAAGUUCUACACACAAAUUCUUGAUCACUUCAACUUCAAUCCAAACAGCUACUCAACAUUCCAACAGAGGUACUUAAUCAACGACACUUUCUGGGGUGGCCCCAAAGGAAAUUUCCCGAUAUUUGUCUACACAGGAAAUGAGGGAGGAAUCGAAUGGUUCGCACAAAACACCGGCUUCAUGUUCGAAAUUGCACCCACUUUCAAAGCAAUGCUAGUUUUCAUCGAGCAUAGGUAUUACGGGGAGUCAAUGCCUUACGGGGGGAGUCAUAAGAGAGCGUAUUCGAAUUCCAAGACGCUCGGUUACUUGAGCGUGACUCAGGCGCUUGCGGAUUACGCGACUUUGAUUCUCGAUCUUAAGAAGAAUCUGACAGCCGAAAAUUGUCCUGUUGUAGUCUUCGGAGGUUCUUAUGGCGGAAUGUUGGCUGCAUGGUUCAGAUUGAAGUAUCCUCAUGUGGCUAUAGGGGCUUUAGCCUCCUCAGCUCCUAUUCUAAAUUUCGACAACAUUACUUCGCCGUAUAGUUUCGACGAUGUCAUCACCAAAGAUUUUCGGGUUGGUCCUUUUUUUUUAUUUAUUUUUUCACUGUAGUUCCUUCUCAUUCUUUUACAAGAAAGUUAUGAUCUUUGGCCUUCAUGAGAUUUGAUUUUAGUUUUCCAACAAACAUAGUUACUUUUGUUUUUCUUUGGUAAAGUGAGAUCAUGACUCUGUU